GCAUUAGCCACAGCGCUUAAGCUCAGCAAGCUAACAGCAACAAACACAGCAGCCGAGACGCAAAUCUGGAGCUUUCGCCAAACGCAAACUCAACAACCAGGGCUAUAAUGGCCUCUUUAGGAGAACCUGUUCGUCUGGAAAGAGACAUAUCUCGUGCCAUUGAGCUGCUGGACAAGCUCCAGAGAACAGGGGAAGUGCCACCCCAGAAGCUGCAGGCCCUUCAGAGGGUUUUGCAGAGCGAGUUCUGCAAGGCCGUAAGGGAAGUAUACGAGCAUGUGUAUGAGACGGUGGACAUAAACAGCAGCCCUGAGGUGAGGGCGAACGCAACAGCAAAGGUAAGUCAGGCUACAGUGGCUGCGUUUGCAGCUAGUGAGGGUCAUUCUCACCCACGUGUGGUGGAGCUCCCAAAAACAGAGGAGGGACUGGGGUUCAACAUAAUGGGUGGGAAGGAACAAAACUCGCCCAUCUACAUCUCCCGCAUCAUUCCUGGAGGCAUCGCUGAUCGACACGGCGGCCUGAAGAGAGGAGACCAGCUGCUUUCUGUGAAUGGAGUGAGUGUAGAAGGAGAGCACCACGAGAAAGCAGUGGAGCUGUUGAAGGCUGCUCAGGGCACAGUGAAACUGGUGGUACGGUAUACACCUAAAGUCCUGGAAGAGAUGGAGUCACGCUUUGAGAAGUUGAGGUCUGCCAAACGCCGGCAACAGAACAACUUCCCCAAGUAGGGGUCUCAUCUGUGCCCCCCCACCCCCCACU
This is a messenger RNA of Danio aesculapii, 753 nucleotides long. Its product is annotated as protein lin-7 homolog C. Gene Ontology annotation, molecular function: L27 domain binding. Lineage: Eukaryota; Metazoa; Chordata; Actinopteri; Cypriniformes; Danionidae. The record is from RefSeq and is a predicted model, not a curated record. Bases 108 to 722 code for a protein of 204 amino acids. The transcript has 5 exons. Gene Ontology annotation, biological process: maintenance of epithelial cell apical/basal polarity; neurotransmitter secretion; protein localization to basolateral plasma membrane. Gene Ontology annotation, cellular component: cell-cell junction; synapse; MPP7-DLG1-LIN7 complex.